AUGGCACACUCACACAGCUCAAUCAGCCGGCUAAAGCCGCCCUCGAGCUCGGACGACCCAAGAUCCGAGCAGCGCGGAAGAGUGCCCCUUCGCGGUGGAGUGUCCGGGGGACGGGGCUUGAAGGGCACGAUCAUGGAGGCUACUUCGGCAACACCAGCGCCUACACCCGAUGCGGCGGCAGCGAUCGACGCGACAGACCAGGCUCCGGCAUCAUCGUCGGGUGGGGGCGGCGGCGGCAACGACGGGCAUUGGGUCCUCGCGCUGGGGCUGGGAGCGGUCGUGGGUCUCCUCGUGCUGGGCGCGUGCUGGUGCUGCUGCUACGCCCGGUACCGGCGCAAGACAAGAGAGAAGAGCAAAAAGAGGGCGUCCCUAGCAGAAGCAAGGGCAGAAUCUACGAUGACGAUAGCGGCAGUUGUAGACGAAGAGGCGACGCCGGUGUCCGCACACCCGCCCAACAGGCCAUCGUCAUCGGGGGGGGGGGAGGAAGACGAUCUUCCCCCGGCGGCGGUCCCGCCUGCCGAGCAUGACGGUGCACCGCCGGCGACAGCGGUCGACGGAAACGAAGUACGCUCCGUCUUCGACAUCGAGAGCGGCAGGGUGGUGGUCUCCGCUGCUGCUGCCGCCGCCCCCGCUUCGUCAUCCUCGGUCCCGGCCACCUUCACGCCAGCGGCAGCCGCCGCCGGCGGUGGCGGCGGGACAUCGGCGAGCGGGGGCGUGGUGGCGCCGUCGUCUUUCCCUACGGCAGCGGGCGCCUCCUCCUCCUCCUCCGUCCUCUCUUCGGCCGCGGUUCUUGCCCUCGCGGGGCCGGAGAACUACGAGCAGUUCCCGCAGCCGUUCUCGUGCCUCGACGUGCCGGUCCGGCCGUACGAGAGGUCGGCCUCCCGGUCGAGCGCCGGCGCCGGCGCCGGCGGCAGUGGCAGCGGUUUUGGCGAUACGGAGGCCGGCGGUGGCCUCGAGCGGCAGGCCGACGGGGGGUUCAUGUCGAACGGAGGAGGGCAAGAGGGGGAGGAGUUCGGGGGCGGGAGGGAGGAGGGGUGGGCCCUGAGGGACGCCGUCGUUAUCGUGGCCGUGGCCUCCGCGGAGAUGAAAGCGCUUCAGAGGAAGAAUUCCUGCAGCGGGGGCGGCGGCGGCGGCGGCGGCGGCGGCGGCAGCAACCGUUCCGACUUCUGCCGCCGGCCCCGCUUCGAUACCGCUGCCGACGAGGGCAGCGUCGCUCGCGGCGGGCUCACCCCCGCCGCGGACGUCUACGACAACGACCACCCGAGCUUACCACGAAAAGACGGCAGGCUGGAGGCGGCUGCGAAGGCCGGGGGCGCGGCGGCGGCAGCAGCAUCAUCAUCAUCGACGGGACUGUCGGCGGGACUGUUCCGCGAUGAGACCCCCACACCACCUCCAGGGGGAGGCGUCACUACCCCUGGAAAGGACAGCGCGGGUGUGUGGAGACCAAGCGCAGGCAACAACCCCGCAAACUUUUGGCACAACGGCGCGGCGGGGGGCGGACUUAGCGCCGGUCCGCAAGCGGCGGCCGUGGCUCCCGUCGCCUCCACCCCCGUGCCGCCGACGCCGAUGUCGCUGCCCGGGCUCCUGUCCAUGUCGUUCGACAACAACAUGAUGGUGGAGGAGGGGCUCAGGCAGUCGCAGCCGAGGCUGUCGCCGCCCUCGGUGCUCGAGCGCUCGCAGGAGAGCAUCAUGAGCAGCUGCGGCGGCGGCAGCAGCAGCGGCGAGCUUGCCCGCGAGGACUCGCCAACGCUGCCGCCUGCGCUGAACAACGGCAAUCGAGACGACGUUGCCACGGCGCCGCCGACGGAAGGAGCAAACAACGGCGGCGGCGGCGGCGGCGGCAGUUCUGGUGGUGCCACCGGCAAAGACGAGGCGGAGACACCACCACCGUUGCAGGCGGAUAACUUCGACACCGGCCGGCUGACCGAUACGGUCGGGUGGGAAGGCUCGCCGAAGAGCCGCGGAGGAGUCGGCGACGGCGUUAGCGGCAAGGCCAGGGUCGUGGACCGGGCAAACUUCGACACGGCGCCCUUCUUCGCGUGUGGGGACGGCAAGGCGUCAACGACGGUGUCCAGACCGGGCGGGGCUGGGGCUCGUGGCGGGGCUGGCAUGACCGGCGCCCCCACGGGGCUCUUCGACUCGACCAAGAAGUGGUUCGACAGCGUGGGCAAGUGCGUUGUGGAGGCAGGGGGCCAGCGAGAAGUAGUAGGGGUGGUGGACAACGGCAGCAACGCCCAACUCGGAUCGCCGCUCGAGGGUACAGAGUGAGGGGGGGGUGGGUUGGUAAGCAACAACGAGUUUGGUGUUUUUUGAUGCGCCCCACGGCAUGGAACGCGGGUCCCGUCCUCUUUUCUAACCGUGCUCACUGCUGUCGGUCGGUGGCUUCACGCCACGAGAGGCGUCCGUUCGAUCCGGCGGGUGUCUCAAACCGAAGCCGGCCACCGUAGCCGUGGUGUCCGAUGAGAAAAUCGACACCCGUCAACGCUGGCGUGUGUUUUUUUCGCGUGGGGCGUGUACACGUCGCGGAAACCGGACGUGAUUAUCCCGCGCCCUAUCGUGCGGUAUUUUUGUUUGCGAAAUCAUCAACUUCUAUUUGGUUGUGUUGGAGGUCUACAUCAUACAACAUUGUAGGCGUCUCAUUUGCGGGUUCGAAGUCCCGUCACAGGGGAACAGAAA
Ectocarpus siliculosus is the source of this 2676-nucleotide messenger RNA. Lineage: Eukaryota; Phaeophyceae; Ectocarpales; Ectocarpaceae. The record is from the annotation of a GenBank genome assembly.